Messenger RNA from Panthera uncia (snow leopard), 2906 nucleotides. It is a transcript of the gene LY6G5B, whose product is annotated as lymphocyte antigen 6 family member G5B. The transcript has 3 exons. Lineage: Eukaryota; Metazoa; Chordata; Mammalia; Carnivora; Felidae. Gene Ontology annotation, cellular component: external side of plasma membrane. The record is from RefSeq and is a predicted model, not a curated record. Bases 677 to 1327 code for a protein of 216 amino acids.
AUUUGUGCCCAGUGGAUUUGGGUGAUGUUUUUAGCAGUAGAGCAGAACUUCUAGUAGUGGAUGCGGAGAUGUGCAAGGUCACAUGGAAAAGACCUAGGGGAAAAUCCACUUUCAAAGACUGGAGACAUAAUUAGUUCUUUUUUGGCCACCUAUGGCUGUACAUUUAUACUGUAAGGAGUAUAAUAAACAAAACAUUUCGGUUUUGAUUUUACAGGGAAAGUGGUCCUGAAAUAAAUAGAAUGGUAAGGGGUGGAAAGAGGGACAAGGUCCAGAGUUGCUGCUGGGUGGUGUCUGUGCGCCCCCUGCUGGGGGAGCUGACACGCUCAUCUCAGAAGGACAGGGACCCUGGGCGCCUGGCCCAAGGUUUCCCAGCACAGUAGGGACUCGCUGUAUGUGUGGGGAGGACAGCAGGUGGUACCAGAGACAGACACUGGUCCAUGGACCGUUGAGGUGUGGGAAUAGAUCUUUUCAGGGCAUGAGAGAGAUAGACAACUGGAUAAAGGCCCAGGUGUUGUUCUUGUGUAGGCCACUGUUCCCACGUCCAGGAACCUGACCUUGUGGGUGAGGACAUGCCGUCCCUCCAGCCAAGUUAAUAACUUCCUCCCCCAGCCAAGGAAUAUAGCUCUGCGUCUACAGCAGCUCCUGCUCAAACUAUCAAAAUCACCCUGCAAGGAACAUGGUCACAGGAAGGUGGGAUUUCAGGAUACCCCUCAGGGACUGCCCUUCUCAGAAUUCCAUCAUGAAGUUCCAUGUACUUGUAGGUGUGCUGGUCAUGGUGGGCUUCGCAGUGGGAAAGGCUCCUGUUUCUGAAGUCCGGACCUGUCACCUCUGCCUUUUAGAAGACCCUUCUACAGGGUGCAUUUCAGGCUCAGAGAAGUGCACCAUCAGUAGCUCGUCGCCAUGCAUGGUGAUAACCAUCUAUUAUGAUACCAAGAUACGUUUCUUCAUCCGAGGCUGUGGACAGUACAAUUCUUACCGCUGCCAGGAAAAACGCAAUACCUACUUCUCGGAGUACUGGUACCAGGCCCAGUGCUGCCAGUACGAUUACUGCAACUCCUGGUCCAGCCCCCAGCUCCAGAGCUCCCUGCCUGAUCCCCCUGCUGGGGCCUCGGCCCUUCCCCUGUCGGAGUCCCAAAUCCAGUGGUUCUACAAGGCUCUGAACCUCUCACUGCCCCUACCCACCUUCCGUGCUGGGAAGGAGCCGGAAGGCCUCGACCCCCUAGCCACCCUGCCCCUGAACCUGAGCUUGUCCAUCGCUGACCUGCGCCACAUAUACUUAUCUCUCAACAGCUCAGGACUUUUGGUUCUUCCCUGGGCUGGGCCCUGAUGCCUUACCCUUCUUGGAUUUUACUCUUCCAGCAUCUCUCUCCUAACACCCCAGCACCUAGUGCUGCCCUCCUAGAACACCCACAUUCUCUGGUCUGUGAUUUUUCAGGCCUCCCUUCCUCUGUGCUUCCAGCAUCUGUAUGGCUUUGGUCUCAUUUCCUUCCCAGAAACCGCUGUGGCCCUGCACCAGUACUCUUCUUUCUCCUAGAAAAUACCAAGUUCACUUUCUGCCCAGGUUGACCUAGGGAAGGCACAGUGGUUUCCUCGUGCCUUUCCCAUCUUCUGAGUCCAUCAGCCCCCUCAUCUUUCCAAUCCCCUGUCAGUCCGGCCACCUGCUAUCUCCAUUCAGGUCUGGUUGUAGAUUGCAGCCCAUGCCUAUCUUAAGACCCAGACUGAAGUUGUAGCAAGAAGAAUGAAGCGUAGACAUCUGUGCAGAUUUCCUGACUAGACACUCUGGUGUGCCUACUUCACUGCCUCCACCUCUACUCCUGCCCUGGUUUCCUGCUUCUCUCCUUUUGCCACCGUCUCUGGCCUCCUCAGCCCCACUUCACAUCACUGAGUCCUGACACCCACUUCCAUAGGUUCCAGGGGAGAGGAGAGGCGAGGGUCUGCCCUGCUCUGCACUAUAUCUCCCGCUUACUCUCCAGAACCUCCACAAUAAAUGGACUGGGCUAAGUCUGUGUCACACUGUUGAUGGGGUCAGGCUCAGAUAUGGACAAGUGUAGACCUGUUAAAGUUAAUUGGGCAUGGGGAGCAAACAGUUUACAGCCUGGCCCACUCCACUUGGCCUUUGUGGCUUUCUCAUGGCCUGCCCCCAAAGGGCUUGUAUCCAUCCACCUUCUGAUUAGCUAGGACUUCUCCCAGCCUUUAACUUACUCCACAGGGGCACCUGUCUGGCUCAGUCAGUAGAGCAUGUGACUCAAUCUUGGGGUUAUAAGUUUGGACUCCACAUUGGGUGUAGAGAUUACUUAAAAUCUUUAACAAAACAAAACCAAAAAACUUUGCCCUACAAAACCUAGAGAAUUAAACCCUGGUUACAUUGGCUUUUCCAUCUAACAGAGGAGGAAAAACUCUCCUUUAAACCAGAAAAACUCAGGAGCAAACCAAAGAAUCCAGGCCUGUAUCUGAGAGUCCCCUGGUGCUGAGGAACCUGGGUUCUUGCCUGUUCUUUUAGGAUCCUGGCACCCAGGACCACCUCUUUAGGGAGCUAGGUUUGGGGGUUGGGGAUGUUCAGAAAUUAUACAGGUGAGGCUGCAGUUUAGGUCUUUGAUUUUAAUGUUUUAUUUUUGGAAAACUACAAGCCUACAGAAAACAGUGCGUAUUCAUAACUUUUUUCAUACAUGCAGUUAAACACACUGUUCUGGGUGUGGUGUUAUUGAGUACAGCCGGGUGCCCACCCUUCUGAAUCUCACAACCCAGUGCUGGGGUUGUGAAACCUUUUUCUAAAAAGCAGUGUGCACUUUGUGGUUGGGGGGCCCAAUUCCAGCUCCUCUGCCACUUGGGUAAGUUGGUUUCUGUCUCACCUUGGUCACCUGUCAAGGAGGGAUAGUACCUCCUAGGAUUGAGAGAAUGCAUGUGUG